AUGCCCUCCUUUGCAGGCACCUACCAGGGUCAGUGGCAAUCCGGGAAGCGGCACGGUUAUGGUGUUCGCCAGAGCGUCCCGUACCGCCAGGCUGCCUUGGUGUGCUCCCUGCGCCGCACCUCGCUGGAAUCACUCCGCAGUGACCCCGACCCUGGCGUGCCCCCUGCUCCGCUCCCUCCACCUCCCCUGCCCCCUCCGUUACUCCGGGGGGACAGCCCGGCCUCGGGCUCCCGGGGCGGCUUCGUGCUGGCCUUCCCUGGUGACCUGGACUUCCCCAAGGGGGCCAAGAAGAAGACGGGAGGCUUCUUCUUCCGGCGCUCCCUGCUGCUGAGCGGCCUGCGGGUGCGCCGGGCCGAGUCCAAAGCCUCCCUGGGCAGCAAGCGGGGCUCGCUGAAGAGUGAAGCCGGGGUGAGCUCGACCGGGAGCGAAGCCACCACCCUGAGCUAUGCCGAGACCGAACCCCCCGAGAUGCCGUCACGAUUGGCCAUCGAGGGCUCCUCCACCGAGGUGUACGCCGGGGAGUGGCGUGCAGACCGGCGCAGCGGCUACGGGGUCAGCCGGCGCUCCAACGGGCUGCGCUACGAAGGCGAGUGGCUGGGGAACCGGCGGCACGGCUACGGGCGCAGCACCUACCCCGACGGCACCAAGGAAGAGGGCAAGUACAAGCUCAACCGCCUGGUGAGUGGCAAGGUCAAGAACCUCAUCCCGCUCCGGCGCAGCAAGGUGAAGGAGAAGGUGGACCGGGCGGUGGAGAUGGCACGCAGGGCUGUCAGCCUGGCCAGGCAGAAGCAGGAGAUGGCGGCCACCAGGGCGGCCGAUGCCCAGCUGAAGGCCACGGCCGCGCUGGCCUCUGCCGACAAGGCCGUGGAGGCGGCUCGAGUGGCCAAGAUCCUGGCCCAGGAUCUUCAGCCCAUCCUGGACGACUCUGAGCCACGGCCCCGCCUGGACUCCGAAGGCACCGACACGGACCUGUUAGAAUAUGACAGCCCGGGGGUCUACGAAAAUGGGGUCACCCCGUCCGACGUGACCCCAGACCCCAGCUACCCCCCCACUCCGCUGCAGCACUGGAGGGGGGACUCCCGCCGGACUUGGCACCCUCUGGAGAACGGGGGACCCCCUCGAGUGCCCCCUGCAGAUGCGUCAGACCCUGAGGAUGAGUGGGGGUGCCGGAGGUUCCCUGCCCGGACACCGGGGUUCCCACCCGAGGGACUGUGGGAGAGGGAUGAGGAGGAGGGGGAGGCAGGGCGCCCCCUGGUGGGCACCCCACGCAGCGGCAGCUCUGGAAGCCUCCAGGAGGAAGAGGAGGAGGAGGAGGACUACGAGGAAGAGCUCCCCCAGCUGGAUAUCGGGGAGCCUCAGGUGGGGCCAGAGGUGGCAGGACCCCCGGGGCGCUCUGGACUGGGGGCUGACAAGCUGCCUUUGGGGGUGAGGGCUGAGGCUCAGGGUGAGAAGGAGACAGGAGCGGCCAUGAGACAGGGAGCUCACCCAUUGGUGGUUCUGGCCGUCGUGUUGAUUGACAUCUGCCUGGCUCACCUGUUCUCUCUGCUUCUCACCUGAGAGGGGGUGGGGGGGGCAGCUCCCCACCAGACCCCUCCCUCUGCCCCUUCCCCCACCCCACCUGUCACUCGUUCUCUGCCGCUCUCUCAUUCCCUCUCUCUCACUCAUUCUUCUCUCCUCUAUUUUAUUCUCU
Molecule: messenger RNA, 1690 nt
Organism: Chelonoidis abingdonii (Abingdon island giant tortoise)
Lineage: Eukaryota; Metazoa; Chordata; Testudines; Testudinidae
Gene: JPH4
Product: junctophilin 4
Biological process (GO): regulation of synaptic plasticity
Cellular component (GO): endoplasmic reticulum membrane; plasma membrane; junctional membrane complex
Source: RefSeq, a predicted model, not a curated record